CACGGCUGAAAAACCGGUUCAGUCUAAACGCGUGUGGAAGUAAACACGAAAGUUGCAUGUCUGUACCCAUCCCUCGGAAUACAAUUGAUUUUUCAACCUCUUCUACCUUUGGUGACUCAUAGAAGUCUUAGAAGUAGGUUUAGAUAUACAAAGCGAUUGUUUUAUUGGUUCGAACAGUUUCUUGUAGACUUUGUAUCGGAAAAUCGCAGUUACUGGUAAAAAUGGCUGGUGUGUUGUUCGAAGAUAUUUUCGACGUAAAAGACAUCGAUCAGGAUGGGAAAAAAUUCGACAGAGUGUCUCGCCUGUUCUGUGAGAGCGAGUCCUUCAAGAUGGACCUCAUCCUGGACGUGAACACGCUCAUCUACCCCGUGGAGCUGG
Messenger RNA from Aplysia californica (California sea hare), 378 nucleotides. Its product is annotated as DNA-directed RNA polymerases I, II, and III subunit RPABC3. Gene Ontology annotation, cellular component: RNA polymerase III complex; RNA polymerase I complex; RNA polymerase II, core complex. NCBI's taxonomy places the organism in Eukaryota, Metazoa, Mollusca, Gastropoda, Aplysiida, Aplysiidae. The record is from RefSeq and is a predicted model, not a curated record. Gene Ontology annotation, biological process: DNA-templated transcription. Gene Ontology annotation, molecular function: DNA-directed RNA polymerase activity.